This is a messenger RNA of Paracoccidioides brasiliensis Pb18, 213 nucleotides long. RefSeq lists its product as uncharacterized. The record is from RefSeq and is a predicted model, not a curated record. The transcript has a single exon. Bases 1 to 213 code for a protein of 70 amino acids.
AUGCGGAGAAUGCUGACUGCCAAAAGGGCAUACGUAGUGGCUUCCAAGCAUCUAGAGACGAAUGAAAGACUUGGAUCGCGGCCCGAGAUUUUGCGGGGGAAGAAGCGCGGAGCCCGGGUUAACCUGUUGCCGAGGGAUCUGGAUUGUGGGGAAGAACCACAUGACUUGCUCCCCCCGGUAUUACGUGAUGAUGGUGAGGAUGUGGUCACGUGA